GGGAGCAGCAGUAGUAGUUACAACUUACAAAAGAAAAAAUAAAAUAAAAUUAUAAAGUUGUUAUUUUUCUCUCUAUAUAUAUAAGAGUAAGAGAGAAGGAAGAUAGCGCACCAAUUAGCAUUGAGAAAUUAUCGGCAAUGGCGAAUUCGUUUUCCACCAUUUUCAUCAUCUCUUCAUUGUUGAUCGCAGUGUUGAUUAUGUCCGGCGAUGCUACCGGCGGCGACUUCGACGUGAGCGGUUGGAUUCCGAUGAAAUCCACCGAUAGCUGUGAAGGUUCGAUAGCGGAGUGUAUGGCGGCCGGUGAAUUCGAAAUGGAUUCGGAAAGCAACCGGCGCAUAUUAGCAACUACUGAUUACAUAAGCUAUGGUGCGCUGCAGAGUAACAGUGUUCCGUGUUCUAGAAGAGGUGCUUCGUAUUAUAACUGCAAGACAGGUGCUGAAGCUAAUCCGUAUACACGUGACUGCAGUGCGAUUACUCGUUGCCGGAGUUAAUUAAUUAAUUAAUUAACGAUCGAAUCGAUGUUAAUUAUUGCUUCUAAUAAAAUGAUCAGUUCAUUUUCGAAUUGUUUGUUUUUUAUCAGUUCUAUUCUAUCUAAUAUAUAUA
Molecule: messenger RNA, 603 nt
Organism: Solanum dulcamara
Lineage: Eukaryota; Viridiplantae; Streptophyta; Magnoliopsida; Solanales; Solanaceae
Product: rapid alkalinization factor
Exons: 2
Coding region: 138-491 (117 amino acids)
Source: RefSeq, a predicted model, not a curated record